This is a messenger RNA of Stegastes partitus (bicolor damselfish), 4794 nucleotides long. Its product is annotated as putative homeodomain transcription factor 2. The coding region runs from base 226 to 2526 and encodes 766 amino acids. The record is from RefSeq and is a predicted model, not a curated record. The transcript is spliced from 22 exons. Gene Ontology annotation, cellular component: endoplasmic reticulum. Lineage: Eukaryota; Metazoa; Chordata; Actinopteri; Pomacentridae.
GAGCAGACACUCAGCAUCUCCUCCAGACAAUGGACCGGGCUGGCGAGCUCACUUCACUGUAAACCACGUCUAGGAAGCGCACUUCGGCUCUGUGUGGGGGACUUGGAGCGGCCGUCGCGGUUCGAGGAGCUCCUGCAGUAAUUUGGCCGUGAGGACGAACCACCAGUCAGCUACACGGCCGGACCAGAGUCUAAGAUGCCCUAGGCGGGGAGAAGAGAAAUGUAAAUGGCUUCCAAAGUAAAAGAUGCUGUGGUGUGGUACCAGAAAAAGAUUGGCGCCUACGACCAACAGAUAUGGGAGAAAUCCGUGGAGCAGAGAGAAAUAAAGUUUAUUUCUCUGGGCUUGAGGAACAAGCCAAAGAAGACGGGACAUGUCAAACCAGAUCUCAUAGAUGUGGACUUGGUUAGAGGUUCGGCGUUUGCCAAGGCCAAACCUGAGAGUCCGUGGACGUCACUGACUAGGAAGGGCAUCGUCAGAGUCGUCUUCUUCCCCUUCUUUUACCGAUGGUGGAUCCAGGUCACCUCCAGAGCCAUUUUCCUCUUAUUGCUGGCUCUCUAUCUGCUGCAAGUGGCAGCAGCAGUCCUGUACGUGAGCAUCCCUCAGCCUCAUGGGAUACCGGCCACCGAGGUGUUCGGAGCCAUCUGGCUCAUGCUGCUGCUGGGCACCGUCCACUGUCAGAUCGUCUCCACCAGAACCCCGAAGCCUGCCUCGAGCAGCGGGGGCAAGAGACGCAGGAAGUUGAGGAAGGCAUCUCAGAUGGAGGUGCAUAGGGAAGGCGACGGGUCUAGCACUACCGAUAACACACAGGAGGGGGCGCCACACUCCCACUCAGCCAGCACCACAUACAGCCUGGGCGCUUUCUUCCAAGAUUUCUGGCAUGAUAUCUGUAAAGCUGGAUCUAAGAAGUCCAAGCUCUCCAUCGACAAAUCAACGGAGACGGACAACGGCUACGUGUCGCUGGACGGCCGGGUGACCAAUCGCAGCAGUGAGGAGGGUCUUCAGCUCCACGAGCAGCGAUGUGAUUUGUUGAACAGGGCUGAUGAGGUUUGCUGGAACUCCCACAUUCAGCCUGCACACGCUCACACAGGACGAAGCUCAGGACUGAUGCUGGCCAGCGGCAACAAGGACCCUGCGUCCGAUGAGGCGUCCAGCGAGGAGGACCCUGAAGCUUCCUACAGCGCCCUCCGCAGGGGUGUCGAGAGAAUGAACAGUGACUGUGCGCUUCGAAACCGCAAGAGUUCCCACCAUUACAAGAAACACUACGCUGUGGAGGAUGUCCCCAAGUCAGGCACCAGCUGUAGCUCCAGAUGUUCAAGUCUGAGGACACAAGACUCAGAGAGCACUCGACACGAGUCAGAGACCGAGGACCUGAUGUGGGAAGACUUCCUGCACUGUGCAGAGUGCAGGUCGUCCUGCACCUCAGAAACAGAGGGAGAAGGAGGAGGAACACCCGUCUGUCCUCCUGCUAAGAAGGAAUACAGAGACGACCCUUUCCAUCAGGGUCACGUUCCCUGGCUGCACAGCUCCAACCCCGGCCUGGAGAGAGUGAGCGCCAUCGUGUGGGAGGGGAACGAGUGUAAGAAGGCUGACAUGUCAGUGCUGGAGAUCAGCGGCAUGAUCAUGAACAGAGUGAAUCUUUACACUCCUGGUAUCGGGUACCAGGUCUUUGGGAACCUGGUUUCAGUAACACUCGGACUCACUCCCUUCGCUUACAGGCUGGCUCAGUACCGUGAUUUGGAUCAGCUGACGACGCUCUCGGCCAAUGAGCUGCUGUCUGUGGCGCUGGGAGGCGGCUGUGGGUCAGAUGGCUUGGUGAUCACCAUGGUAACGCUCAGCUUCCUGGUGCGCGUUUGCCUUAUAUGGCUCUUCUUCUUCCUGCUCAGCGUAGCGGAGAGGACCUACAAACAGAGGCUGCUGUUUGCCAAACUGUUCGGUCACCUGACUUCGGCCCGCAGAGCCAGGAAGUCUGAAGUCCCACAUUUUAGACUGAAGAAAGUUCAGAACAUCAAAAUGUGGCUGUCGCUACGCUCCUACCUCAAGAGACGGGGUCCUCAGCGUUCAGUGGAUGUCAUUGUGUCGUCCGCCUUCCUGCUCACUUUGUCUGUCGUCUUCAUCUGCUGCGCCCAGCUGCUUCACGUCCACGAAACGUUCCUGGAGUGUCACUAUAACUGGGAGCUGGUGAUCUGGUGCUCCAGUCUGUCGCUGUUCCUGCUCAGGUUCGUCACUCUGGGCUCAGAGACCAGCAAGAAGUACAGCAACACCUCCAUACUGCUCACUGAACAGAUCAACCUGUAUCUGAAGAUGGAGAAGAAGCCAAACAAGAAGGAGGAGCUGACACUGGUCAACAACGUCUUAAAACUGGCCACCAAACUACUCAAGGAGCUGGAUACUCCGUUCAGGUUGUACGGUUUGACUAUGAACCCUCUGCUCUACAACAUCACCCAGGUGGUCAUCCUGUCCGCCGUGUCGGGAGUCAUAUCUGACCUGUUAGGAUUUAACCUGAAGCUGUGGAAGAUCAAAUCAUGACAGUGAACCGAGAAGCGGCGGCGUCGACUCUCCACUCUCACUGACUGACUCACUGAAAGACUGAACGUCAGUCUCAACAUAUCAGAGUGCUUUGACCUUCAACGUUCCCACUUUGUGCAAUUUCACAACCUAUUUAUUUACCCACUCAGUGUUUUUAACUUAGGGUUUAUUUGAAUUCUAGUUUGUUUCAUUUUUGUGGUCUGUGACACGAGACUAUAUUUUACCUGUCUACAAAAAGUAUUAUUAUGAGCAUAAAUUAUUCUUGUUAACGGUUUAGGUUCUCAGCUGCAUUCACCAGUCUGAAGGCAAAGUAUUGAGAUGCUGAUGAGGCAAAAAUCCUUUUGUUGUAAUUUUUUGUGUUUUUAUUCGCUUAAACUGAAAGUUCUUAUUUAUACGUCGAGUGAGUUUCAAGACUUUAAAAACCUGUUUUCCAGUACACACAGUGGUUUCUCUUCCAACAAUCAGAUGAGUUGGAAUUUGUCAGAAUCGGUUUCUAGUUUUAUUCCGACCUGAUGCUUUAGUUGUAAGAGUUCAGACACAUUCUGAGAGGAUGCAGUAAAUGCUUUAAAUCAAUGAGGAUGUUGGGAUCAGACUGGGACACCUUCAUGGUCCACCAACAGGAAUGUCUGGCAAAGAUCAUUGACAACUAUUUUCUACUUUUACCAGCUCCCAGGUGUGAACCUUUCAAAUGUUACAUAUCUGUUGAUGGAUGUUAACACAACGGUUCUGCAGGUACACUUUCUGACUUAUCUGAGAACGUUGUUGCUUUAUGUAGUUCUCACCGGGCAGCCGUAGACAUCAGCACUGCAAAGAAACAAUCAUCAUGGAAACAAACAGGUGACAUUUACAACAACUGGUGCGUAAACAUUUCACAAACACCGAACUGUGUGUAGGAAACAAGGUUGGAAGAAAGAUUUACUGCAGUCAGCAUGACGUAGAACAGGUCGCUUUUUAUUCACUUUUUAAUGAUUUUAUCACCCGUCAACAGUAUUUUCCAGCAAUACACGUGUAGAUAGUUACUUUUUAAUUUCAUAUAACAUCCGUUAUAACCUUUGUUCGCUGCAGACCUCUGACUGUCCUCGUCGCUGCAUGUUAGGACACGUCGUUUUUAAAACUGUUUUUGCUUUCAGCUCCGUUUCUCCUUUUGACUUCUGUGGAAAUUGACACAGAGUUUUAUUUUUUUCUCAAACUGAAAGUCUGAGAGAGAUGCUGUUAUUUAAUUCUCCAGUUCGUCAACGAGAACUGAUGACUUCAGCUGUAACCUCUCACUUUUGAGACGCAGAAGUACUGGUUUUGUCUGAGUAAUAGAUUACUAGCUCCAUUUAUUCAGCCAGUUUAGAUACUCUUUGGAUUUUUUUAUAAGAUAUGAUAUCAAACUCCCCCCAGAGCUACUUAAAGAUGGUAGAUUUGUGUGCAUGACAUUUCAGUGAAGUCCUUUAGCUCCCGUCUGUCACAGGUUUCUGCAGUGAAAACGUGUCUGUCCGUGGAUGAAGAUAUGCACUUUAAAAACAGACUUUAAACGGAAGAGAAGACGUUACAUCUUGUUUCAAUGUCAAAAUGUUCAGAGAUUUUGUUUUUCUUUGUACCUCACUUGUGUGAGAAGGUUGUGUGUGUGUGUGUGUGUUUGGCGUUAAAGCGAAUGCUAGCUCAGAACUUACAAAUUUCCACAAUCCUCUGAUUCAACGCGGUACGUGAAGCUCAGAUGCCCACAGACAGCAUCUUACAAUAAGAGUAAACGCUGACAGAAAUCUUCGCCUCCGUUCAUGAGUUAGCAUUCUGCUGCCCGAAACAAGCUUCAUUCAUCAAAAUGCUAGCAUAAUCAUCUUCAGUGUGUUUGAGGAGGAAGACCAAAGUGCUUAUUUAAUUGUUUUUGUUUGUCUCUGCUGGGAAAAGAAUGUAUUUGUAGCAUUAUGCUUUAAAAUCGACUUGUUUCCCGUUGGAAAUACUUUUGUUUGUAUUUUUGUUUUCUUUUUGGCAUUGUGCUUUUUUUUUUUUUUUGGUUCUUUCACGGUUCAUUUGUAAAGGCUGUUUGUUCCUCACGCUCCUUAGGAAGACGAAGAGGCACGUUUUACUGUGUUUUUAAAGGAACAAAGAUGUUUGAAUUGUACGUAUGAAAGUGAAUCUAGGUAAAGGACUCCACGUCGUGAUGCUGUUUUCAAAGAGUCCGAAUAUUUAGAUUUAGUUUCUUUUCUUUUUUUUUUUUUGUGAACUGGUCUGUCCACAAGGUCUACGUUUUUAUAAGAAAAAUAAAAAAAAGUGGAUGUUGAA